AUGCCGGGACCGCCCGAGCGGCGUUCUCGUCUAACGCUUAUUCAUAGGGAGAUAAAUAAGCACGGUCAGUUUGAAUUCGUUCACUAUUAUGAUCGGAUGUUUUGUGUACCUUAUUUUUACUACGUGAUGGCUUUGGUUUCUGAAAGUGUUAAUUCUAUUAUUAUGGCAGACGAGCCUGGACCGUCAAAGAGGGUGAAGUAUAAUAAAAGGGAAGAAAGACUAACUGAUGAAGAGUUGUUAGCUCUUUUAGAAGAGUCGGAAAGUGAAAACGAUCCAUUUGAAAAUAGCUCCGACGAGGACCCUGAUUACUCAACCGAAAACGAGGUUAGCGAGUCCGAAGAUGAAGAUCUUCCUUCUUUUCCAAAAGUCCUUCCCCCUCCUCCUGCCCCUGUGAAUUCUCCUCCACCCUCUUUACCAAAUAUUCAAGGAAAAUCUAUGGAUUUUUGGACUUUUGCUGAGGUUCCUAGUCAAAAGUUUUCUUUUACAAAGACACCAGGAUUACUAGUCAAUGUUAAUUCCAACGAGCCAAUAGACUAUUUCAACAUUAUGGCCCCAGACGUUUUUUUUGACAUGUUAUGUAGUCGAGCCAAUAAUCAUGCUAUCGACCUAAUUUCACUGGGCAGAGGUGAUGAAGCGCGAAUUACUAGAUGGGUUGAUGUUACUCCAAAAGAAAUGAGAACAUUUUUGGGUUUACUUUUUCAUAUGGGCACAAUUAAAAUUAAUAGAAUGAAUGACUACUGGAAGAAAAACUAUUUAUUUAACCUGACAUGUUUUUCAUCAUUUAUGAGUCGCAAUCGAUUUUUGCUGAUUUUAAGAAGCUUGCAGUUUGAAAACACAGACAGCAACGAACCUCGAACGCAAUUGGGUAAAAUUAUGCCGUUAAUAAAUUAUUAUAAUAAUAAAAUGGUAGAGAUUUAUUACCCAACUAACGAACUGUCCAUUGAUGAAUCUAUGGUGCUGUGGCGAGGCCGUUUAAAAUUUCGCCAAUACGUCAAAGGAAAAAGGCAUAAAUUUGGCAUAAAACUUUAUGUUUUAUGCGAACCUAAAGGCAUCCCACUGAAGAUGCUGGUAUAUGCUGGUUCAGCAGAUACAGAGUUAUCUGGUGAACGGCAUACAGAAAAAGUUGUGUUAGCUUUAAUGGCGGAGAAAUUGGACAACGGUCACUCGCUAUAUAUGGACAAUUUCUACAAUAGUGUAAAACUUGCCGAGGAGUUGCUUACCCGAAAAACAUAUGUAACUGGAACACUCCGGUCUAACAGAAAAGGGAAUCCUCAAGAAAUAAUUAAAAAAAAACUAAAAAAGGGCGAGUUAGUUGUUCAGCACAAUUCGCAAGGGAUUUGCGUGGUGAAAUGGAAGGACCGUCGUGAAAUUCUGGCUAUAUCCAGCCAAUAUGGUGGGCAACUUGAAAAAGUGACAACUCAGCGUGGUCAAGAAAAAUUAAAACCUGCAAUGAUAAAUAAGUAUAAUCAAUUCAUGGCAGGAGUGGACCAUUGUGACCAAAUGCUUUCUUAUUAUUCUUGUGAGCAUAAAACCCUCAUAUGGUACAAAAAAUUAGCCAUACAUAUAUUUCAAAUGAUGUUGCUCACUUUAUUUUACCUUUACAAGCAAGGACAUCCUAACAAUAAGAAAAACCUCUAUGACUUUAGAUUAUCUAUAAUUGAAAAACUACUAGGACCCCUUCCAACAGAGCCGUUGCCAAAAAUUAGAAUAACACAUCUUCCUGAAUUAUGCCCUAAACCUGAUGGAGAGAAUACUAGAGUCAAACGGAGAAGAUGGAAGGAAAUAAAACAUUUUUUACAUUUCGCGAACAAUAACGAUGCUAUGGCUGCCGGUAAUCCUAGUCAGGAUAAAAUUUUCAAAAUCAGCAGAGAGCAGCCACUCAAAGUUUCAAAAGAGGAGUUUUUAGCUAUAGAUGAGCAGAUAAUUCCUACAAAAGCGCAAAAACUCCACAAAUGA
Messenger RNA from Anthonomus grandis grandis, 1956 nucleotides. RefSeq names its product piggyBac transposable element-derived protein 4-like. Lineage: Eukaryota; Metazoa; Arthropoda; Insecta; Coleoptera; Curculionidae. The record is from RefSeq and is a predicted model, not a curated record. Bases 1 to 1956 code for a protein of 651 amino acids. The transcript has 3 exons.